Larimichthys crocea (large yellow croaker) is the source of this 2825-nucleotide messenger RNA. RefSeq names its product sterile alpha motif domain-containing protein 9-like. The coding region runs from base 47 to 2068 and encodes 673 amino acids. The record is from RefSeq and is a predicted model, not a curated record. Gene Ontology annotation, cellular component: cytoplasm. The transcript is spliced from 2 exons. Lineage: Eukaryota; Metazoa; Chordata; Actinopteri; Sciaenidae.
GGAACAAAACUCAACAGAAACUGUAGUCUCUGACAGCACAGACGAAAUGUACCUGCAUCAUUUUGAGAAUGUUAAACAGUACGUGCAACAAAACCAACAUGCCACCAACACGCAACUCUUCUCCUUUUUGGCACUGAUGAAUGCGUACAUUUCUCAUUCCUACCUCUACAUGUCGGAGUGUAAGAAGAUCCUUGGACCACCUGAUCCCAUCCACGGAGGCCCCCCCUUUGAAAAAAGAAUGGAGCCAUUUACGGUCUUUAUCAAUACCGAUGGUUCAAACCGUGAGCACAUUGCUAUGAUUCACCCAGUGCUCGCACAGACAGCUGUGGAACUACUUGCCGACUUGAGGAUUACCAGGAGUGCUACAGUGAAGAAACUUAUCUCGUCACUUUGUGUAGAUCAGCCCCAACCACAUAUAAUCCAGUUCAUCAAGGAUUUGCUGACAAAGAGAGAAAUGGGAGAAAAUGGUAAAGAGAAGUUCUCACGAUUGAUAGAAGAUAUAAUGACAUUAGAGAAUUUAUACAACACUGUCUCUGUCUUGGAAACUGCAUCAGAUACAUUCAGCUCUAAGUCCAUUUUCCCUCAAACCCUUUCCCGUCUCUAUUACACCAGAGAAGACAUCAUCGACUAUAGCAAAGCUGAGGAAUGGGCAAGGACAGCCAUAACAAAAGCUCCAAAGAACUCUUAUGUGGCUGACACUCUUGGGCAGAUUUAUAAGAACCGUUUGAUGAGGGAACCCAGGCCACUGGAGAAUAUCUUCAACAGGGCAAGAGACGCCUUCAAAGCAUUUAAAGAUGUGGAAGAGAAAGCUGAAAAAGAACAGGGCCCAGGAAAGCCACAGGACACAGCAAGUGUUGUAGGCAUUUCAAAUAGCUUCAACAACAGAGGCCUAUUUGGAUUCAUUCAAGUGGCAAAGUUAGCCUUUGAGAAACUCAAUCAUUCACAGAAACACAGGAGUUUCAUCCAAAACUUACAAACGGAAGUUGAAGCGAAGUUUACAUUUUUUGAACGGUAUCUAACCUACUCCAAGCCUGACAAGACAAAACUAGAGCCAGAUUAUUUCUGGAAGGAUGUUGUACUUUGUUACAAACAGUACACAGAAAAUUCAGCGGCAGAAUCCACAAGCUUUCCGGGCCUUCUAGAUCGCCUGAAUCGUGGCCGUUUCACAUCAAAGGGAAGACGAGCUAAGUUUGUCGAGUAUGAGGUAACAGUGUCUGAUUUAGAGGAAAUCAAAAAUGAUUUGAAAUCCACCUACGAAGCAAAUGUUGACGAUGUCAAAGUAGCUGAGAGGUACAUCCUGUCCAACGUCAUCUUGAGCAACAAGAUGCAUAACUCUCCCCAGCUCACACCAGUGAAAGAACUCCAAACAAUACUACACAGAUUCUUGGGCACUGAAGUUGGGCCUAGAAGCCCUGAGUUUUACCUGUUGGUUCUGCUGUUGUUUUGGCCUGAGGAACAGCCUCAACUAGUGCAAGAAGAGGAUGAUGAAGAAAUGGAAGAACAGGCCUCAGAGGAUGACGGAACAGAAGAAGACACAAGAGCAGAGACUGCACAACCAUCUCUUGAGGUCAUGUUUGACCUUGACCUACAACCAUACACCACAUUCAUGGAGAGUGCAUUUGGGACAGCUGGGUACGCAAAGUACCUCCGAGGUAGAUACCUUUUGCCACUGUUUUUUCUUGGAAAGGGCACUGGACUGAGAAAAUGGAUUCACAAAUCAAGGUUGGAUGCAAUUGUGGAAAAGGAGGUUGAUGCUGAGCUAGCUAAUAGACAAAGAGGAAGGAGAAAAUGGAGGGAGAAAAGGAGGCAGAUCACUGCAAUGUGGGUCAAUGGGAAAGUUUGGCAUGUCCCAGAAAUCCAAGAUAUCCUUCUCCCGGUCGAGGUAUCCUACUCAAAGGAGCAUGAGAAACAAAAAGUGUCCGUUCAUGUUGGAGGGAAGAAAAUAAUGGCUACAGAAGAGAUUGUAUCUGAGGCUUCAGUGCUGGGGCCAAUGCUUUUCUAUCUUGGCUUCACCAUUCAGGGUCCUGUCGUCUUUAAAGUGGGAUUUCCUCACAGUUCUGACGAGUGAUUGACAAUGAACACUUACUGAUUACAACAGCAUUAGCUAGACAACAUUCUAGACUUAAUAUGUUAUUAGAAAAUUGACUUCAUCAGCUAAUGGUGGUAUAAGGUAAACCAGGGGAUUGACAAAGUCAGUAGGAAAUAUCCUCAUGAAUGUCUGUUCAAAAUUUCUUGGCAACCCAUUAUUGUUAUUUUAGUCUGGAUGAAAGUGUUGGACUGACCAACAUUGCCACCUCUACAUUUACAGACACUCAACUAUUGUAAUUUUUCAGUUUCUAGAUGGUUUGGUGGUGGUAUCUUCAACCUUAUGACCCACAAAUUAUGUUCAUUUAACCAUUCUGCAUUAUCAAUUUUUUUUCCUAUGAAAAUUAAGUUUACAUUUAGAAAUAUCUUAACCGGGUGUCUUUAAUCUCAAACAUGUAUGAUAUUGUAAUUUGUAUUACACUGUAUGUGGAUAUUCGAAAUUCCAUUUGAAAAAUGCUGGUGUUGACAUUAGAUUUAGAAAUGUGAACAUUCAAUCUGAUGCAAUGAAAAACAACAACAAUCUGAACAAUGUACUGUUUGCUUAAAUGUGAUGAUACAAUUCUAAUACAGCCAACUUGCAUUAACAUGAACAGUUAGAAUUGUUAUGUUGGUUUGGGGUUUUGAAGAGUUUUAUAAUAUUUUAUGAUUUUUUUUUUCAUUCAAAGAAAUGUUAUGAAAAUAUAAUUGAACACAUUGCAUGCAUAUUAUGGUGUUGUUUGCGGAAAUAAAAUCAAACUUGG